AUGGACGAUAGCGGCCCACCUUGCAAGAGAUGCGCAGAGCGAAAUCUGUCCUGCGUACUGAACAAAAGUCUCCAAACCUUAAUAGAGGAACGGUCACAGUGGAAAACGACCGUCACCACUGAUCUGGAUCAUAUUCAUGCAGCACUUCAAGAAGUUCUAGGAAGGUUGUCAUUGCCGCCCCUGCCGCCCCUGCAGACUACAGGAGGUGCUGAUUAUGUACCGUCACCACAUGAUGAUGGUCUCGAACGGGAGGACCCGGGGCCUUCUUGUGACAAUUCUCCUCGGGUUUCCCCUCGAGAUGAUGCCCUUCCACAUGUCCCUAUCGAAUCAUUAUAUCAAAUUACACGACUACGAGCGCUCCGUUCAGAUGAUACGCCCGAUGAAUCGCAACCCACAUCAACACGGACGCCCAACCAUCCAAUAAGCGACUUCAUUUCACAAGGCCUCGUCAGUAUUGAAGAUGCGGAACGCCUUGUCAACUUUUACCUCAACCGAAUUGAUCACUUCAUGUAUAUGGUCGGAAGUGGGAGAUACCGUGAUCUCGAGAGCCUUCGUCGAUCGUCUCCUAUACUGACUGCGGUUAUAUGUACCGUCGCCGCACUUCACGACCCCAACAGCAACCAUCUGUACGGCAUCUGUAGUCGGGAGUUCCGGCGCCAGAUGGGAGCGGCGAUGUUUGACCGCCGGAUAGAUCGAGAUCACAUCCGGGCUAUGUGCAUUGGCUCAUACUGGUUACAUGAUGUUUCUUGGACACUCUCAGGCUACGCAAUACGGAGAGCUACUGAAGUCAAUCUGAGUGGCAUGUUUCAGCGUGCACUCGAAAACAACGAAGAAGCGAUGGACUGUAUGCGGAUCUGGUAUACUCUGUACAUUUGCGAUCAUCAUCUCUCCAUUCUUUACGGACGCCCUUCCAUCGUCCGGGAAGAUGCUGCCAUCUCUGGCUGGGAAGAACUGAUGACCAGAUCGGUGUUCACUGAAUCCGAUAAACGUUUGGUCAGUCAGAUGGCUUUGCUGAUCAUCAUGAGCAAUGUUCGAGAACUUUUCGGCCCUGAUACGGGUGAACCAGUACCUCGCGCAUUUGCGCCACAAUUGACCAACUACAGCCGACAAAUAGACCAAUGGAUGGGCUAUUGGACGACAGAGUUGAUGAAAUUACACCAAUUCAUUGGCGAAUUCCCGACCAAGGGCGUCAUCUUGCACCACCACCUCGCCAAGCUACAUCUCCACUCACAUGUUUUUCGUGGGCUCAAAGGCGCACCUGUACCGACAUACUUUCAAGACAGUGCUAUUGCGGCAGUCGCUGCUGCAACUUCGAUCGUCGAAAUGUUGCUAACAGAUUUCGACAUUAGAGAAGCCCUUGUAGGCAUCCCUCACUACAUUCACUCCAUGAUUGCAUUUGCCUGUGUCUUCCUCCUCAAAAUCGCAGCACAGCAUUCCGGGCAGUACAUUGAGGACGCCAGAGUGUUGGACAUGUCCAACAAAGUCGUGCAGCAAUUUCGAUCAACUGCAGUCGGGAAGUGGCAUCUAGUCCAUCUAAUGGCUGACGGGUUGGAGAAGAUGACACUAUCAAAGAUCAAAAGCCCGCCGGUAUUUCACAACCCGCCUGUUUCCAAUGGAAUGGACCAAACAGGAAUGCAAUAUGUCAAUGAGCCGUCCACUACGAUGUCCUCAAUGGCUAAUGGCAAUGGAACGGGUAUCUUCAACGGAGGCAUGAUUGCAAACCCCUUCGAGGAAGACCUCAACCUAUCCACCACACCCUUCCUACAUUUUGAUUCUGGGAACUACGAUUUCAACUUCUCUGGAUUUUGA
Molecule: messenger RNA, 1809 nt
Organism: Aaosphaeria arxii CBS 175.79
Lineage: Eukaryota; Fungi; Ascomycota; Dothideomycetes; Pleosporales
Exons: 3
Coding region: 1-1809 (602 amino acids)
Biological process (GO): DNA-templated transcription
Molecular function (GO): DNA binding; zinc ion binding
Source: RefSeq, a predicted model, not a curated record